Molecule: messenger RNA, 2627 nt
Organism: Suillus paluster
Lineage: Eukaryota; Fungi; Basidiomycota; Agaricomycetes; Boletales; Suillaceae
Product: P-loop containing nucleoside triphosphate hydrolase protein
Exons: 8
Coding region: 191-2437 (748 amino acids)
Biological process (GO): ribosome biogenesis
Cellular component (GO): nucleus
Molecular function (GO): RNA binding; preribosome binding; ATP binding
Source: RefSeq, a predicted model, not a curated record
ACCACAUUGAGCUUUUGGUCUCCUGUAGAGAGCUCGUGCUCGUUAUUUGAGGGACAUCGACCUCCUUAGAAAUUCCGUCGGUUGGUGCAGCAACGAAGUCUGGGUUGAAAUGAGAUAGGAGCUGCUGCAAAGUGUAUGAUUGCGAAUGUUUUGGUGGCUGUGCGAUUAUACCACUUUUUCUAUUGACUGAAUGGACGGUUCAAAUGCUUUGAACAAGUCCAUGCAAAGCCUGUGGUCUACUCACAGGAAGGCGAAACUCAAUUUAAAUGCUGCUCCGCUUACGCCUGUCGAGACGCCUCCUCUAGAAGAUACAAAUAAACUACCUCUACCCGCGUCAGAAAACCUAGUUGAUUCAGGACCCUCAAUAUCUCCUCCAUCUUCCAUAAUACCUGCUACGAAUGAUGUAACCGCACCCGACGCUCGUCCCCCUCCUUCAAAGCGAAAAUUGCGCUCAGCUCGUUCAGCAGUGGAAGACAGCAGUAGUAAACGACCGAAGCUUUCUAGCAAUGCCAUAGCGAAGGAUCACACUCCCCCUGCCACUCGGUUGUCUGAUUUAGGUGGUGUGGAGGCAUGUGUGGAAAAGAUGCUCGAGCUGGUCGCGAUGCCUCUUUGUCAUCCGGAGAUCUAUCUGCACACUGGUGUGCAGCCUCCACGAGGAGUUUUAUUACAUGGCCCUCCUGGGUGCGGGAAGACCCUUCUAGCGAACGCCAUAGCUGGGGAAUUGGGUGUUCCAUUCAUCAACAUAUCUGCUCCUUCAAUCGUGUCUGGCAUGUCUGGAGAGUCCGAAAAAACGCUACGAGAUACAUUUGAGGAGGCUAAGCGCGUCGCGCCGUGCCUACUGUUCAUCGACGAGAUCGAUGCUAUCACACCAAAACGAGAGAGUGCCCAAAGGGAGAUGGAACGACGCAUAGUGGCACAGUUCCUAACGUGCAUGGAUGAUAUGUCCUGGGAGAAGACCGAAAACAAACCUGUCAUUGUCAUUGGCGCCACCAACCGACCAGACUCAUUAGACGCUGCUCUCCGUCGCGCAGGUCGAUUCGAUCACGAGAUUAGCAUGGGCGUCCCGGACGAGGAAGCCCGCAACAAAAUAUUGCGUGUACUCUGUGCAAAACUUCAAUUAGAUGGUGACUUCAACUUCGCUGCCUUUGCUAAAGCCACGCCUGGUUAUGUAGGCGCAGACCUAUCAGCAUUGACAGGUGCAGCGGGCAUCAUCGCCGUCAAACGCAUAUUCAAGCAACUCACAGACGGCACGCUCGUCCUUCCAGAGGUGCCAGAAACCAUCGAUCAGGAUACCUCUAUGGCUGUCGAUCCACCACCGACGCCCCCAGCCGAAGCCUCCCCAAGCAUCACCCCUUUUGUCUCUCUAGCAUCCCAACUCUCUACUUCUUCUAUCGCACACUUCCUCAGUGCACAUCCCUCUCCCCUCACACCCGCUCAGCUUGCCCCUCUAUGCAUUACUUCCGACGAUUUUUACGCCGCCCUACGUGAAGUCCAGCCUUCCUCCAAGCGCGAGGGUUUUGCAACCGUGCCAGACGUGACGUGGGCUGAUAUCGGCGCACUGCAUGGUACGCGUGAAGAACUACAUAUGGCGAUCGUGCAGCCUAUCAGACGCCCUGAGCUGUUCAGUGCUGUGGGCAUCGAGGCAGCGUGCGGCGUGCUACUGUGGGGCCCGCCGGGGUGCGGAAAGACCUUACUGGCGAAAGCUGUCGCAAAUGAGUCCAGGGCAAAUUUCAUUAGCGUCAAGGGCCCUGAGCUUCUAAAUAAGUACGUCGGCGAAAGCGAGAGAGCUGUGAGGCAGGUCUUCUCUCGUGCCCGUGCCUCAUCUCCCUGCGUGAUCUUCUUCGACGAGUUAGAUGCUCUCGUUCCUCGGAGAGACGAAAGCAUGUCAGAAUCUUCCGCGCGUGUCGUGAACACACUCCUAACAGAGCUAGACGGCCUAGACUCCCGCAAAUCCGUCUACGUUAUCGCUGCAACAAAUCGCCCCGACAUGAUCGACCCAGCUAUGGUCCGCCCAGGGCGCCUCGACAAGCUCCUCUAUGUUGACUUACCAAGCCCAGACGAGCGCGUCGAGAUCGUGCGCACGCUCGUGCGCAAGGUGCCAUUCGCACCCACAGAACAAGGCGCAGAAACGAUCCUGCAGGGCGCAGAGUGCAUCGUACGGGAAAAGUGCGAUGGGUACAGCGGUGCGGAUCUGGCAGCUGUCGUUAGGGAGGCAGGCGUCAUUGCGCUUAAACGCGUCCUUGGUGCACUUGAUCAGAUGGAUGAGAGUGGGGGUUUAGUGGAGGAUAGACCGCAAGUGCUGGUCGUCUUGGAGGAUUUUGUGCGUGCUCAGGAUAAGGUCGGUCCUAGUGUGUCUGCGGUACAGCGGAGGAAGUAUGAAGCGCUGCGAGCCAAGUUUGCUGGCCUUCCUGUGCGGACGGGAAAGGAUGUUGAUUAGAAAUGGGUUGUUCUCGAUAUGAGUGCGAUAAUAACGAGACGCAGCUGGGAAACAUCAACCUGCAACGCAUGCGUGAUUCGUUUGGCCGAGUACUGACAUGAACCUUGAGACCUUAUAUUUGCUACUAGGUACCGCUCCCGUAUACUUGGGUAGGCGAAAACACUGCUAUUGAGAGUGGAGAAGGUGUGCA